Molecule: messenger RNA, 1138 nt
Organism: Moneuplotes crassus
Lineage: Eukaryota; Ciliophora; Spirotrichea; Euplotida; Euplotidae
Source: the annotation of a GenBank genome assembly
UUAUAUAAAUACUGCAAGGUCUCAAAAUGCAGAAUUUCUACCGGAAUGAUACACUUUCUACGAGGAAACCCCUUAUGGCUCAUAAGGAGAGCAAGAAUAAUAAGGAACAGAAGGAAAAGAAAUUGUUUGUGAAGAGAAAUCAGAAUUAUUCCAAGAUGAAGCGAAUGAUGUCUCCACAAGCUCCUAACAUGGCAAAGCUGGGAGUCGACCUAAAAUUUCUGAAGAAUCCCAGGCGAUCUCGGUUGAGGAACUUCAACGUGUCACCUCACUCUAAAGGAAAUCCAACCCCAAAUAACCCAUACCAGAACACAAUACAGCUGAAGAGCCAGAAAUAAGAAGGAAAAUAAUCUCAAGAAAACAAAAACCCAAAAUGGCUCGAAAAAGAAUGAAUUUGGAAGAAUGCUGUCACAUAUUCAGCCAACAUCGCCAUUUAAUCCAAAUGAUCUAGCUUCGACUAGGAAUACGACUCCUUUGAGUAAUUUAGGUGAAAGCAACCCUACUUUUAUUCCAAAGAAGAAGAGGAAGCCUGCUAUGAUCAAGAACCAGAAGACUUUGGGUGGGAAUGCCCACCCAAAGGAGAACAAGAAUAACAUGAACCUAUCUGGUAAAAAGAGGAGGCUCACUAGGCCUACUCUGACUGGAGUUAUAAUCUCCAAAUUCAUGAAUCAGUAUAAGAAGGAAAAAAGUCCUAAGAAGAUCGAGAUGCCAAAGAUCUUUGAGAAGAAGAAAACCACAAGGAAGGAAAGGGUUGUCUCUUUUGAAGCCAAGCCUAGAGGCUUGGCUUCAAGAGUCAAGGCUGCUUCCAAGACUCCUCUGUUUAGUUCUAUUAAGAGGCAAUUAGGCAAUAUGACAUUUAUUGGGAGGAAUAUCACACCGAUCAUUAAGAACUAUAAGGCUAAGAAUAAGAACAAGUUCGUUAAGAGCAAGCCCAAGAAGAAGGUCAAGCUCGAAAUGGCGAAGAACAUUGAGGAAAAUUCACGAGUUAAUAUGAGGUACUUUUCAAGGAAUAAUCCUGAGAAUAUGUCUGUGAUGAGCUCAAGAGCUAUCCGAAGACUCCAUGAUACGGUAGGAAGUGGAGACCAGAGGGACUCAAGUCUUGCAUUUUCAUUGAGAUUGUAAAGGACUAGGAAACCAUAUC